Exophiala xenobiotica is the source of this 1528-nucleotide messenger RNA. RefSeq lists its product as uncharacterized. The record is from RefSeq and is a predicted model, not a curated record. NCBI's taxonomy places the organism in Eukaryota, Fungi, Ascomycota, Eurotiomycetes, Chaetothyriales, Herpotrichiellaceae. Gene Ontology annotation, cellular component: nucleus; cytoplasm. The transcript has a single exon. Bases 15 to 590 code for a protein of 191 amino acids. Gene Ontology annotation, molecular function: ATP hydrolysis activity; AMP kinase activity; ATP binding.
AGAGGCUUCUCGAGAUGCGGACCUUGCCCAAUAUCUUGAUCGCAGGUACGCCUGGCGUCGGGAAAACCACCACCUGCAACGAGCUGCUCAGCCUAGCAUCUCAAUCCUCUCCGCCGCUUAACCUCAAACACCUCUCCAUCAACGACAUCGUCAAGGAGCGGUCGUGCCACACCGGCUACGAUGAAAAUUUGCAAACCCUGAUCGUCGACGAGGACAAGCUUAUGGAUGAAGUCGAGAAAGAGAUCACAGACGGAGAAGGAGAAGGUGGCUGGGUCAUUGACUGGCAUUCUACCGCCGGGUUUGCCGUACGAUGGGUCGAUCUUGUCGUUGUCCUGCGAUGCCAGGAAACGAACACACUCUAUGACAGACUCAUAGCGAGAGGUUACAAGGACGAAAAGGUACAAGAGAAUAUGGAUGCUGAAAUAUUCGCCGUCGUGAGUGAGGAAGCCCGUGAGGCUUGGGGUGAGGACGGCCAGGUGGUCGAGUUGAACAGUGUGGGAGCCGAGGAUAUCGAAGAGAAUGCAGAGAGAGUGCUGCAAUGGAUUAAAAAUUGGGUCAAAGAUCAGGGAACACAAGAGAACGGAGACUGAGACGGCGAUGAAUACCCUUGCAGAUACCAUUUGGAGUGUGUCCACAGGGCGAUGCCUGAUCGAUUCCGGGUCGCCAGCCAUCGGAUAAGCCAGGCCAUUCUUUUCUUCCGACUCGGGCGUCCCUGCUGUCCAACUGCGACCACUAGUUCAAGGCUCCAGCUCACCACCAGCAAGCCAGACUUUCAGUUUCUCCAGAGCUUUGCCUCUGUGGGAGACCAGGUUCUGCCACCAGGAGUCAGCAUACUGGCCAGAAUGUUUCAAAGUCUUUGAAGGCCACAACAACCGGCGAUGGGCCCGUGCCGAUCACAUCCAGGGCAUACCUUUUCAGCCUUGUCCAUCUCAGCAUACGUCUUAUCCUCGUAUUCGAAAACCGGGUCCCAGCCUAACCCAUGGAUCAGUAUGAUGACUCAUUCACAGCGAUCGGUUCAGUGGACGUCUGAGUGUAACGGGACAUACCAAAGUUUGGCGGCCCUCUCGCAGGCACGAUCUUUCCCCUCGUCUGCCCCUGAAACAAGAUCGGCUCAUGUCCCGGUCCAGCGCAAUAUGCGAAGGUGCAUACAGCAAAGGCGGUCUUGUCUUGGUACGCGGCCAGCAUGUUAUUCAGCCCUUCGUGGCCGAGUGCACCAAGGAAGUGUUUUCUGGAUUGGUGGGACAGUGUGUCAGCAGAAAACAUGGAAGAGACUGAACGGUCAGGUCAAAGUGCACAUAGAGGACGGGACGUGGAAGGUCAGGCUCAUCGUCCGAGGGGGCGCCGUGGUCCAAAUCUAGUGUAGCAUGACAAAGCGAAUUCAUCGUCAAGACGUACAUGUACGGCCCAGGCAAGCCCUUCAAAGCCUGAAACUCUAGAGCAGUGUCCUCGGUCAAUACGGGUCCUCCAACCUAGCAACAAGCAUCUUUGGUUAGCACAUUUUUUGUAUUCCGUAGCCUCUCGUGCAAUU